CCCCUCCCGUGCCGUCCCCUCCCACGCCCCAGCGCGCUGUGUUGGGAUAGUGGCAGUAUAAAGUAUAUCUUCCAUCCGAGACAGAUAAGAAGCGCCAGGCUAGAGGGGAUGAAGAUGGCGGACGCCAAGCAGAAAAGGAACGAACAGUUAAAGCGCUGGAUAGGCUCGGAGACGGACCUUGAGCCGCCCAUCCUGAAGAAGAAGAAGACGAAGGUGAAGUUCGACGAUGGCGCCGUGUUCCUGGCCGCCUGCUCGAGCGGCGAUACGGAGGAGGUGCUGCGAAUGCUCGACCGCGGCGCGGACAUUAACUACGCCAAUGUAGACGGACUCACCGCGCUGCACCAGGCCUGCAUAGAUGAUAAUGUGGACAUGGUGACCUUCCUGGUAGAGCAUGGAGCCUGCAUCAACCAGCCCGACAAUGAAGGCUGGAUUCCCCUUCACGCUGCCGCUUCCUGCGGAUACCUCGACAUCGCUGAGUAUCUUAUCAGUCAAGGUGCAAAUGUUGGUGUAGUAAACAGCGAGGGAGAAACGCCAUUGGAUAUCGCGGAGGAGGAGGCCAUGGAGGAGCUUCUGCAAAACGAGAUCAACCGGCAAGGCGUUGAUAUCGAGUCGGCCAGAAAAGAGGAGGAGCGGAUCAUGCUAAGGGAUGCACGACAGUGGCUUAACAGCGGCCAGAUCAACGACGUCCGGCACACCAAAUCUGGGGGGACCGCACUACACGUCGCUGCAGCCAAGGGAUACACUGAGGUUUUAAAGCUUUUAAUCCAAGCAGGGUAUGAUGUAAAUAUUAAAGACUACGAUGGCUGGACUCCGCUCCACGCUGCUGCACACUGGGGCAAAGAAGAGGCCUGCCGGAUACUAGUAGAGCAUUUGUGUGAUAUGGACAUGGUCAAUAAAGUGGGUCAGACGGCGUUUGACGUAGCUGAUGAAGAUAUCUUGGGAUAUUUAGAAGAGCUGCAAAAGAAACAGAAUCUGCUUCUGAGUGAAAAGAAGGAUGUUAAGAAGUCUCCUUUAAUAGAAACUACGACUACUGGGGACAAUAAUCAAUCUGUGAAACCACUGAAGAGUAAAGAAACGCUUCUACUGGAGCCAGAGAAGACUGUCCCACGAAUCGAGACUCUGGAGCCAGAGAAGGUGGAUGAAGAAGAGGGGGAGGGGAAGAAGGAUGAGUCUAGCUGCUCUAGUGAGGAAGAGGAGGAGGAAGACUCGGAGUCUGAACGAAAAUCAGACAAGACCAAGUCUUCUGUUCCGUCGACCAUUUCUAACAGUACACCUGCACCUGCGCCUGCUGGUAUCACCGUCACGUCCCCAACUACCCCAAGCAACCAGGUGACCACCCCAACCUCACCUACCAAAAAGGUGAGCACACCUGCAGGGAAGGUGUCUCCUAAAGAGGAGGAGAGGAAGGAUGAGUCUCCCGCAUCAUGGCGACUGGGCCUGCGGAAAACCGGCAGUUACGGAGCACUGGCAGAAAUCAGCACAACUAAAGAGGCACAGAAAGAGAAGGACACAGCCGGGGUGAUGCGCUCGGCUUCUUCUCCUCGCCUCUCAUCCUCACUGGACAAUAAGGACAAGGAAAAGGAGAAGGAGAAGACACGCCUGGCGUAUGUUGCACCAAGCAUCCCGAGGAGACAUGUUAGCACAUCGGACAUUGACGAGAAGGAAAACAGGGAUUCGGCUGCUAGUCUGGUACGUAGUGGCUCGUACACCAGGAGACGCUGGGAAGAAGACCUGAAGAACAGCGACGGAACUGCCUCACAAAACAGAACCUCCAGCUAUCAGCGCAGUACGUCUCACACGCUAGCGUUAGGCCGCACAUCUAGCUCUCGCGACCUGCCCGCCAAAUCCUCCUCUGCCUCCAGCCUGGAACCUAACAACUCUAAAGCCUGGCAGCAGCCUUCCUCCUACUACCAGUCUCACAGCAUUCACCGCAGCGGGUCAUUUGGAAGGAGACAGGAUGAUGCUUUAAGUUCCACUUCUUCCUCCACCUCCACAACAACGACCUCCACCUCCUCUGUUACCUCACCCACCGGAUAUCGCAGCAUGCUGUCCAGGUACUGGGCAGAAGAGAGUGCGGAGAAGGAAAGGGAGAAGGAGAAGGAGAAAGAGUCGGCUACAGUCAUCCCCACAAUCAACACUGCAGCCACCACCACUACCACCUCCACUACUGGAACUGUGCUGGGCUCUGACGGACGAGAGAGACGCAGAUCAUACCUCACCCCUGUGCGUGACGAAGAGUCCGAGUCUCAGAGGAAAGCCAGAUCCAGACAGGCACGGCAGUCCAGGAGGUCCACACAGGGUGUGACCUUGACUGAUCUCCAGGAGGCAGAGAAGACCAUCGGACGCAGUCGUCCCACACGGCCUCGAGAAGAGGAGAAAGAAGAGAAGGAGAAACAGGACAAGGAAAAACAAGAAGAGAAGAAAGAGACGGAGACCAAGGAGGAUGACUACAGGUCACGCUACCGCAGCUUUGAAGAGAAGUACCGGAGCUCCUCUUUGGCCUCGACCACCACGGCCUCCUCCACCCUGCCUUCCUCCUCAUCUAGCAGCUCCUCUUUUCUGUACAGCACCUCCUCUCUGAACCGGCCCAACAGCCUGAGCGGCCUCACGUCCACCUACAGCCGCACCACACGCGACACUGAGAGAGAGUCUGAUAGAAAAGAUAAAGAAGAUGACGCUGAAGACAAGUCUCAGCCACGCUCUAUACGUGACCGCAGACGGCCUCGAGAGAAGAGACGCUCGACUGGAGUGUCCUUCUGGACCCAGGAUAGCGACGAGUACGAGCCAGAGCAGCCAUCAGACUCAGAAGAAGGCAGCACUAAAGGAGAGCCUCAGAGCGACAGACUAUCCAGGAAUGACCCUUCCUCCCUCGACCGUUACGAGCCUUUGAGUAGCCGUGGCAUUGGGGAGAGCCGGCGGCCGUACUCUCGCUUCGAAAGAGACGACACCAAUGAUUAUAAGAAGCUUUAUGAGCAGAUUUUAGCUGAAAACGAGAAGUUGAAAGCUCAGUUACGUGAUACAGAACUGGAGCUGGCCGACCUGAAACUACAGCUGGAGAAAGCCACGCAGAGGCAGGAGCGCUUUGCUGAUCGAUCGCAGCUGGAGAUGGAGAAAAGGGAAAGAAGAGCUCUAGAAAGGAAGAUCUCUGAGAUGGAGGAGGAACUAAAGACGCUACCAGACUUGAAAGCAGACAACCAGAGGCUAAAGGACGAGAACGGAGCGCUGAUCCGAGUCAUAAGCAAGCUUUCCAAAUAGAAAAGACCCUCUCCACAACCUCCGACAGUAACGGUAUUGCACAUCUAGAUAUUAAUACGAGACAAUGGCGACAAGAAGGCUCCGUCUCCCCCUCGGUUUCUCAGUCCUCAGCUUUCCCUCGCUUCUCCGCUCCACCACCUCUCCACCACUCACACAGAGCCACUGCGUUUACAGAACUAAGGAAAAGCGUUAGACGAGAGAAUGGCAUUGAACACUUUGCGGGCGGGGAAAGCCUCGAAAACUAUUUAACCAAUAAGCCUUAGUUGUACAUAAGUCACUUGCAUCAAAUUUCUCUUGGCUGUCACAGAACACCUGAUUUUAUUUGUGCCACACUUUUUUUUUUCUUUCUUUUUGUGAUCUAUCCUUCUUUUUUUUUUUUUGUUGUUGUUAUUGUUUUUUUGCUCCACUCUGUAUAGAUGCAUUAUGCAAUGUGCAGCUCUCUCCUUUCAUGUCCUCUUCCUGUCCUCAUCAGCCACCCCCCACCCCCCAAAUCGUGCUAGAAGUCCCGCCUCGUCCUCAGAGGCACUGUCUCUCAGCAGAAGACUUCCCAGCAUUCCACAAUGUUGGCGCACGCGCACGCUCCGCACACUUCCUCCUCUCUCUCGACGGACCCCUGGCUUUACCGAUUAGGUGGACCUCGUGGAAUCGAAGCUUUCACUUAUGUGCAAUAUAUGCAUUUCUUUCUAUACAAAUGCUUUAUGAAUGAGUCCGUCACUAGUAAAUGUUCACUCUUUCACCACUUUCGUGGCUCACCCUGGAUUCCUUCCUCUCCCCCCGACUUCUUUCUCUCGUUUCUUUGAGUUUGUAGUGUAGUCGAUGGUUUAUAUCUUGUACUCCUCACGUUGUUUUAGCAGGUACUGAGUGAAGUUGUAUAUACCUGUAUGUAUUGUUUGAGACCAGCACAUGGCAUGCAUUUAUGGUUCCCUGUCUGUUACUAUUGAAAUAUACCAACUCCAGAGGACAAAGUGUGUUUUAACUAUUUCCUCCUCCUUUUAUAGUUGGAAAAGACAUUGAAUAACAAUAGAGCCGCCCUCUUCAAAGAGAGAAGGCUGCACUUCUUCAGUGCAUUUUUUUUCCUUUUCUCUUCUUCUCAGUUUUAAAAGUGUUCAUGGUAAUUGUGAGAUAAUAAUAUAAUUGCUUCACUACAUUUCACACAUUUUAUUCAGUAUCUUUGGAAGAGUGCUGUUUAUUUUUUUCCCUUUAUUUUUUUUCUCCUUUUUCCAGUUUUUGUUCUUUUUUCUUUUGUUUUUAUGCUGUAGUAUUAGCCAAGGUGUUGUCACUAAAAAGAAGAUCCUAGAUAUCGCUAACCCAGUCCUUUUUACAAUGUCUACAUGCACUGUCAAUGCCAUGUCAGGAGUCUUGCUGUCCGGUUUAGCGAACUUUUUGCCACCGUGUCAGAUGAAGUCCAUGCAUCGGAAACACGUUUUAUGCAUUUCAGUGGCCUUUUACUUAAAUACUGUAGUCGGAAAAAAAUGUCGCUGUAGUUGGACUGUCAGCUGUCUCCUCUUUGGUUUAGGUUUUUAAUUUGUUGUUGUUGUUUUUUUUUUUUCCUUUUUAAAUUUCCCAUCAUCUUGUAAAAUAGAUGUGUGGCUUCAUCCGUGCAAGCUGUGCUGUGACUACCAACCACUGAGAGUUAAUUAAAAUAAACUUGUACAUUGUAAAAAUC
This is a messenger RNA of Cyprinus carpio (common carp), 4921 nucleotides long. RefSeq names its product protein phosphatase 1 regulatory subunit 12A. The coding region runs from base 109 to 3255 and encodes 1048 amino acids. Gene Ontology annotation, biological process: signal transduction. The record is from RefSeq and is a predicted model, not a curated record. Gene Ontology annotation, molecular function: protein kinase binding; phosphatase regulator activity; enzyme inhibitor activity. The transcript has 26 exons. Lineage: Eukaryota; Metazoa; Chordata; Actinopteri; Cypriniformes; Cyprinidae. Gene Ontology annotation, cellular component: Z disc; A band; cytoplasm.